Orbicella faveolata is the source of this 2896-nucleotide messenger RNA. RefSeq lists its product as uncharacterized. The record is from RefSeq and is a predicted model, not a curated record. Lineage: Eukaryota; Metazoa; Cnidaria; Anthozoa; Scleractinia; Merulinidae.
UGGCAAAUAACUUUUUGCAAAUCGAAUUUUAUACAAUUUGUGAAUCGCAAUGUUAAAAUACUAGGUGGAAGAUUGCAUUCACUAAGUUAAUUUUUAUAAUUUUCCAUACAUUUGUCUGCAAUUUUUAUUUCCGCGCCGCGGUGUCUACCCAGCCAAAUUUACAGACAGAUGUAUGGAAAAUUUAGAAAAAUUAAGUGGGCGUCUUCUAACCAAGCUACAUUCUUGAAACUUGUUGAAUACAAUCUUCCACCUAGUAUUUUGGUACUAUUAUCUAGUAUUUUUCUUGGUGAAUACAAUCUUCCGCCUAUGGUGUGCACUUUACAUCGCUGAUGGUAUUAAAUUUAAACAUCGACGAGACUUGGAGGUGACGAACUUUGAGGUUCUCUGGUGUGCAAUAAAGAUUCAAAAUUCUCCUUAUCUCGUGGGCUGUGUGUACAGAGCUCCUGGCUCUUCUUGUCCUGAUUUCUUUGGCUAUCUAGAUGAUGUUUUAAAAUCAGAAUCACGGCGAGGAAAGCAGUUUAUUAUCACUAGAGAAAUCAGUUGUAACCUGCUUGAUAAAACUUCACUGCGGACAAUGAGGGCUGUAGAAUUUCAUGGAAGUCAUUGGACUCAGGCAAAUUAUUACCAAUCCUACGAGGAUCUCAUCUAGUUCUACAUCCUUGACCGACGUUAUUUUAACAUCCACUCCAAAUGUGUUUUCAAAAUCAGGAGCGCAGAAAAAUUUAAUAAGUGAUCGUAUUCCCAUUUAUGGGAUUAUUCCAAGUUUAAAGCAACAUCAAAAAUAUUAUGUUAUAACAACUCGAAGUCAGAGUGAUGGCUGUUACUCUGCUUUCGAAGAUGACAUCAAGAAUAUCCCAUGGGCUAAAAUUAAAGGAGAAUUGAGCAUCGAUAAGAAGGUCCAAACAUGGACUGAGUUCUUCAGUAAUGUUUUAAACAAGCAUUUUCCACUUAGGAAAAAGAGGAUCAGACAGAACACUUAUCUAUGGAUAUAAAGUUCCAGUCUAAAACUCAUGAGACGUCGUGAUCAUCUCCAUAAGAAAGCUCUUGAAUCAGGUGAUGAAGUUUCAUGGGAAUCAUACAGAUUACUUGGAUAUCAAAUAACCUACAUUCUAAGGAAAACUAAAAGGAAUUAUUUCACAAACAAAUUGGAGGAAAACAGAAACAACCCAAAAGGCUUCUGGAAAACCAUUCGGUAUGUUCUUCCAAGUAAGAAGAAAGCGUAUGGUAUCACUGAGAUUGUUACUGAAGACCAAGUGAUCACAGACCAGCAGCAGAUAUGUUAUGUUAUGAAUUCCCAUUUUAACAGUAUUGCUUCUUCUGUUUUGAUAAAAACAUACCCGGACAAAGAAAGAAGGUCUGAGCCUCUUGUUCCAUUGUUUGAUGCAGUGAAUGGCAGUGACUCAACCUUACAAUUUAGGUUGCUUUUAAAUAAUGAAGAAGUGUAUAAAGCACUAAUUGGUUUAAAUCCAACCAAGGCUACCGGGUCUGAUGGCAUACUAGCUAGAGCUAUUAAGCUUGCUGCAGGACAGAUAGCUCCGAGUGUUACAUAUCUAUUCAAUGAAUCUUUCAGACGAGGUGCUUUCCUUGAUUUAUGGAAAAUCGCCAAAGUUACAUCCCUAUCAAAAGCUAAGGACACAACCUCAUGUGACGCUUUCCGUCCAAUUUCUGUGCUUCCCUGCUUAUCUAAGGUUUUAGAGAAAUUUGCAAAUAGGCAGUUACAGGGUUUUGCUUAGGAGAAUAGUUUUCAUCUUGUGCUUCAGCAUUACUUGUUCUCAUUGAUGAUUGCAAAUGGACAAUAAAGGAAUAAAUUCAGCUGCAUUACUGGACCUUAAAAGAGUUCGACAUCAUAAAUCUCAGAACUCUUCUGUUGAAAUUGAAAAAUGCAGGGAUAAGUGGUACAGAUGGGUUAUGGAAGAGAGAGUUAUUUAAAGGAUCGGAAGGAAUACGUCAUGGUAAAUGGUAUUCAAUCUUAGACCCUCCCUAUAUACUAUGGAGUUCCGUAGGGGAGUGUGCUGGGACCAACCCCGUUUACUAAGCACUACAACGACAUAUCCAAAGCAAGUAAUAAUGGAUCCAUAAUAUUUUUUGCUGAUGAUACUGAAAUCCAUGCUUCACAUUUUGAUAUGGAUGAGGUUGUUCAUUUCUAAACGGUGAUCUGGUGAAAAUUCGUGAGUGGUUGGUUCACGAUGAUGUGGUCCCUCAUCGUGGCAAAUCAAAAACCAUGGAAAUUGGAACAAAAUAUGCGAUUGGUAAAGCUAGUGAACUUGAUGUUUUCCUACAAGAUCACAGAUUGAAAGGAGCUUCAUCCUAAAAGUACCUUAAAAUUUAUGUUGAUAGCACCUUAAAUUGGUCUAUUCAUGUUGAGUACAUCUGCAAAAGAAUUUAUCUGAAGCUGAAACUUUUGACUGAGAGGUUGACAAAUUUUCUUAGCUCAGAGGUACCUCUCAAGAUAUAUAAAGCUACUAUGCUCCCAAUAUUUGGUUAUGGAUGUGUUGUAUGGAUGGAUUGUCCAAAAAACUUCGUGGUAAACUUGACAGAUUACAGAACCAAGCCAUGAGGAUCAGCCUGCAGAGCAAUAGAAGAAGCUGCUGCCAAGAGCUACGUGACAAUCUAGGAGUUUUAACCUUAAAAAUUCGGAGACAUUAUUUACGCUUUCUCUUAGUUUUCAGGAUUAUCAAUGAUAUGAACUGUCCCAGCCAGUUAAAGGGUAAACUUACAAGAAGAGCAGAGAUGCACACAACAACUGUUAGAGAUACCAGCACUCUGAACAUUCCAAGAGUAAAAUCUACAGCUGGAGAAAAAAACAUUUGAGUUCUCGGCAGCAAAAGACUGGAACAGUCUACCCUGUUAACUCCGAGGCCUGUCCAAAUUAGAUUCUUUUUAAAUCAAAGCUAUA